Molecule: messenger RNA, 1455 nt
Organism: Cygnus atratus (black swan)
Lineage: Eukaryota; Metazoa; Chordata; Aves; Anseriformes; Anatidae
Gene: GC
Product: GC vitamin D binding protein
Exons: 12
Coding region: 1-1455 (484 amino acids)
Biological process (GO): vitamin transport
Cellular component (GO): blood microparticle; cytoplasm
Molecular function (GO): vitamin D binding; vitamin transmembrane transporter activity
Source: RefSeq, a predicted model, not a curated record
AUGAAGGCGGCUGUCACCCUCCUGCUGCUGCUUUUUGCCACAACCCAUGCUGAACACCGAGGUAGAGCGUAUGUCCGGGACAAAGUAUGCCAAGAGUUCAAAACCAUGGGGAAGGAUGACUUCCGAACCCUGACCCUCAUUAUGAACAGCAGGAAGUUCUCCAAUGCCACCUUCGAGGAGAUCAGCCACCUCGUGCAUGAGAUUGUCUCACUGGCAGAGACCUGCUGCACCGAUGGCGCUGACCCCUCCUGCUAUGAUGCUGGGUCUUCAGCCCUGUCGGCCAAGUCCUGUGGCCCCGACUCGCCCUUCCCUGCCCACCCAGGGACGGCCGCCUGCUGUGUCCACCAUGGCCUGGAGCAGAAGCUGUGCCUGGCUGCCCUGCAGCAUCCACCCCGCCAGCUGCCCCACUACAUUGAGCCCUCCAACGAGGAACUCUGCCAGGCCUUCAAGAAGGACCCCAAGGACUUUGCUGACAGGUUCCUGUACGAGUACGUCAGCAGCUACGGCCAGGCACCCUUGCCUGUGCUCCUGGGCUCCACCAGGAACUUCCUCUCCAUGGUCUCCACCUGCUGUAUAUCCCCAGCACCCACCGUCUGUUUCCUGAAGGAGAAACUGCAAAGAAAAACCCUCUCCCUACUCACACUGAUGUCAAACAGGGCUUGCUCCCGCUUCACGGUAUAUGGGAAGGACAAAGUGAAGUUCAGCUACCUGACCAUGCUUGCCCAGAAGAUACCAAGUGCUUCAUUUGAGGACCUUUCUCCUCUGGCAGAGGACGCGGCCGAGGUGUUCGCCCAGUGCUGCGACUCGGUGGCUGAGGACUGCAUGCAGAAGAAGUUAUCGGAGCACACUGCAAAGGUCUGCGCCGCACUGUCGACCAAAGAUGAAAGGUUUGCCGACUGCUGUGCAGGAAAAAACAUCAUGCAAAACUACUUCUGCAUCUCCACCUUGAAACCGGCCACAGCCCCCAAAUUGCCUGAGCUGCAGAAGCCGACCAACAAGCACUUGUGUGGUGACAAUGGGGCCCUCCAUGCCAGAAGGUACAUGUUUGAACUGUCACGGAGGCACACCAAUAUCCCUGAUGUCUUCCUUGGCAAACUGUACGAUGCAUCUGAAAACGUCAUCAGGGAGUGCUGCUCUGCCAAGGAUGCCUCUGCCUGCCUUGACAGCAAGCGACAGCAAGUGGGAGGAGAGCUGCCCACCUUCCUGGAAAACGCCAACCAGUUCUGUGGACAGUACAAUGAGAUGAAUUUCCUCGACUUCAAGAAGAGGCUGAGGGACAGCAUGAAGCAGACUGUGCCAGAAACCAGCCCUGAGCUGCUGACACAGCUGGUGGAUCAGAGAGCUGAUUUCGCUUCCACGUGCUGCCCAGCAAACUCGCCAUCGCUUCAUUGUGCUGCACAGGUGACCGCAUACCUGGAAAGUGCAUGCAAGCAGGGUUCCUGUGUGCUGAUUUAG